AGUCUUGAAUCAUCAUCCAACGAUUCCGAUUGAUUAACUGCACCAACGCGUUAACUCCCUCACUGCACCGAAUCCUCACAGUCAUGACAAUCUCGCUCGUCAAAGCCAAAUAUCUUGGUUCUGCCGCAUUUGGAGUUAUUUCACAUGACCACCGUUCCAUUUAACCACCACCGCCACCACCACCCACGUGACCGUGGGGCCCAGGCCCAGUGGCCCACAACCAAAGCCUCCUUCUUCUCGCUUCAAUCUUUCUUCGUCCAUGGCUGAAGCGGAGCCUUCUCGGGUGCUCCGGAGCCUCACCCGAACCGCGGCCCAAAUCACCAACCUCUCCGCCUUCAGGCCCGUCGUCAAGGCCCAAUGCUGCGACCUCGCUCGCCGAAUAAGGUUCCUUGCCCCGCUCUUCCACGAGCUGCAAGACGACGUCGUGUUGGCCCGCGCGGUUUCCUCUCACGCUCUCGCGUCUCUCGAAGAUGCUCUCUUCAGGGCCAGGGAACUGCUCCAAUUCGCCGCUUGCGGAAGCCAGGUUUUCAUGGUGCUGGAUAGGGAACAGCUUAAGUACAAGUUCACUGAUGUUGCUGUGCGUUUUGAGCAUGCUAUAAGCAGGAUCUCAAUUGACGAGCUUGAUGUUUCUGAAGAAAUUAAGGAGCAGGUUGCUCUUGUGACCAUUCAGUUUAGAAGAGCCAAAGAGCAGUUUGAUCCACCGGGUCUUCAGCUUUAUGAGCACCUGUUGUCUGUUUACAACCAGAGCUAUGAUGUAAAUGCUGAAACUGCUGAGCUUCAGUUAAUCUGUGAAAAUCUACAAUUUCUCAAUGUGGAUGACAUCAAGCAAGAGUCACUCGCUCUACAAAAGAUGGUUGUAGACAGGGGUGGUCAUUCUCAGAAAAGCAUACGGGAUAUGUCAUUAAUAGUGCUGAAAAAAAUCCAAGAUUUCUUGGUGAUGGAAUGUGGAAACAAUACUGUGUCACUAAAUGAGGAUUUCUUUUGUCAUACUAAUGAGUCUUAUGUGAAACUAUGUUCACAAUCACUGGUUAUACCCGAUGAGUUUCGCUGCCCAAUCUCUCUAGAGCUAAUGAAAGAUCCUGUUAUCAUUUGCACAGGGCAGACAUAUGACCGAUCUUGCAUAAAGAAAUGGCUUGAAGCAGGGCAUGGAACAUGUCCCAAGACUCAACAGAUUCUUUCCAGCCCCAUCCUCAUACCCAACCAUGCUUUAUAUGGCUUGAUAUCAGGUUGGUGUGAGGAAAAUGGAGUGGAACCACCUAAAAGGUUAGGAAAUUUAUGGCUUAGUAUGACAACAUCAGAUGGCUCUUCUGAAUUAGUAGAUCUCGAUAUCUUAGUGAGCAGACUUUCUUCCAGUGAUACUGAGGAUCGACAAUGUGCAGCAGGGGAGCUCCGACUUCUUGCCAAGCAAAAUGGUCAAAAUCGAAUUCUGAUUGCUGAAGCUGGUGCCAUUCCCCACCUUGUUGCUCUCCUCUAUGCAGCUGAUGCUGGCACCCAAGAGCAUGCAGUUACUGCUCUUCUGAACUUGUCUAUCUUUGCAGAUAAUAAAGAGCGCAUCAUGGCUUCUUCGGCUGUGCCAGGCAUCCUCUACGUGCUAGAAAAUGGUAGUAUGGAAGCUCGGGAAAAUGCAGCAGCCACCUUUUUCAGCCUCUCUGGGGUGGAUGAGAACAGAGCGGCAAUUGGUGCAUCUGGAGCAAUCCAGGCAUUAGUUACUCUAUUCUGUGAGGGAAGUCAAAGGGGGAAGGUGGAUGCAGCAAAAGCGCUAUUCAAUCUAUGUUUAUCUCAAGGGAACAAAGGACGGGCAAUUAGGGCUGGUAUUGUGCCUAAGUUGAUAGAAAUGCUAACAGAACCUGCUGGGGAGAUGAGGGACGAGGCAUUGGCAAUAAUGGCUGUAGUAGUUAGCCAUCCUGAUGGAAAAGCAGCAAUUGGAUCUAUGAAUGUUGUGUCCACUUUGGUGGAAUUAAUUAGUAAUGGACCUCCUAGGAACAAAGAAAAUGCAACUUCAGUGUUGGUGCUCCUCUGUAACGGAGAUCCUCUACUAUUGUCAAUUGUCAGUUCACUUGGGGUGAUUAAUCCUCUCUUGGACCUGGCAGAAAAUGGUUCAGAAAGGGCUAAGCGGAAAGCUGCCCAACUACUUGAGUUGAUAGGAAACCAUUGUGAAUAUACUAGGAAAACUGCCAACUAGAUUUUAGGUGCAUCUGUUGCUAUUUUAAGUUACAGCAGCUGGCAUAGAUAGUGAUUAAAGAUGAUAUAUACAAUAGGUUACUAGUAUAGGAUCCCCAAUAUUUCCUUCUCAUUUUUUGUUUAGAGGAAAUUUCCAUUUAGUUGAAUUGAAUCACUUGUGUUGCAAAGCUGUCGAGUAUUAAGGUGGCUGUUCAACACACAGUUGAAGUACAGAUAUUUGUUAUCAGAAGAACAAAAAUUGUGUACAUUUUCAUCUCAAACUUCGACCGGCAUUUCUUUUUUGCAAUGAAAUGUCUUUAACAGUUGCUUA
This is a messenger RNA of Cajanus cajan (pigeon pea), 2491 nucleotides long. RefSeq names its product U-box domain-containing protein 13. Gene Ontology annotation, biological process: protein ubiquitination; cell surface receptor signaling pathway. Gene Ontology annotation, molecular function: protein binding; ubiquitin-protein transferase activity. The record is from RefSeq and is a predicted model, not a curated record. Lineage: Eukaryota; Viridiplantae; Streptophyta; Magnoliopsida; Fabales; Fabaceae.